CUGAACUAGAAGGCGACAAUGCUGAGCUCGUGUCAAGCCAUUUCCUUUCAUUGCUUUAUGGCCCUCAAAGUGAUUUGCUAUUGAACGGAAUAAUGGUUGUGUCCAUUAUUGCUUUAUUACUGCUACUUGUUUCUACUGGCAUGUUCAUCAGUGUCAAGUACAAACAAAAGACUGAUAUUGCAACGAAAGAUGAUCUGCUUAUGAAAAGUGUGCAACUGGAAGGGUAUUUGAAGAAAACGGAAAGAGUCUGGAAGCUUUUGCCAAGGUAUCUUCACACCAACCCGUAUGGUCCUUUCUAUUUGCUAGACGGUUUCCAGUCUGAUGAGCUUAUCUCAAGUGAUUUGUCUAACUUACGAAUUGCUGGAAGACUUCUUAAAGAGGGAUGUGAGAGGCAGGUUUGUGUAAACAACGUGAAGAACUUGGCAGUUAAACUACUUGGGGAAGAAAUGGUCAUUUUGCUGAUAGCUGUCUCAGGAGUUUAUCAACUAUGUCAACCGCAAGAAAACUACAGGGACCGCUAUUAUAAAUCAGUUCAAGUAAUAAAAAAUAUGGUCAUUUUGAAAUCUGAUGAAAGUGAAGACAGUCCUGGCAGUUUGGCGGAUGUUGGAGAUGGUUACGAUGCACACGACUUGGACGGGUGUACAAAUGCAAUGGACUCUGUCAAGGAAGGGCAGUAGACUGCAGAGAAGGGAAAAGUAGGCAAAGCAACAUGGUAGUCACUAGCUUGGUUUCAAUAGUUCAGUGCAUGGAAUCAGCAGUUGACUUGCACGGACAGCAUCUUAAUGGAUUUAUUACGGUUGUCAACAUAAUUAUCAUAGGCGUUGGGACUUGGGACUGGGGAGACUGGGGGCAAUCAACUUUCCGGCUGUCAAGUGACCUGCUAAUAUCUAAGGACGACAAACGUAGAAACUGAUAACACUGACAUGACAUACAGUAUUACUGCACUAACACUAAAUGUUAGUGUUGGUUUCCUGAUUUUGCUGUGUAGCAUGCAUACACUUAUGAUAUAUGCCCU
This is a messenger RNA of Corticium candelabrum, 1015 nucleotides long. RefSeq lists its product as uncharacterized. NCBI's taxonomy places the organism in Eukaryota, Metazoa, Porifera, Homoscleromorpha, Homosclerophorida, Plakinidae. The record is from RefSeq and is a predicted model, not a curated record. Bases 93 to 677 code for a protein of 194 amino acids. The transcript is spliced from 7 exons.